CUGUAGCGCUAUUUGACGAUUUUGUAGUGCAAACUGAAUGCUCGAAAGCCUUGAUUUCGUCGGCCUUUUUCGUAAUUCUAACUGAGAAAAUAUGGCGGGAGAAGUAAUAGUGGAUGCCUUGCCCUAUGUCGACCAGGGAUACGAUGAACCAGGAGUCAGAGAAGCGGCUUAUGCCCUUGUAGAGGAGGAGACCAGGCGAUAUCGUCCCACCAAGAACUACCUAGAGCAUCUGCCAGCUAUUGACAGCACUCCAUUUGUCACUGAAGUUUUGAAGAAUGAAUUUGAAAGGAUGGCCAUGAGGCAGCCCAUGGAUAUGUUAAGCAUGAAAAGAUAUGAGUUGCCUCCCCCUCCCAUCGGACGCCAGAAUGACAUCACAGCCUGGGCGGAGUGUGUAGAGAACUCCAUGGCGCAGUUGGAACACCAAGCCGAAAGAGUGAUCAACCUUGAACUUCUCCAAAAUUAUGGCAGCCACGCCUGGAGAGCACACAAUGACAUCCUGGUGAAGAUGGUAGAAAGUGCCCAGCAUCAGCUACAAGACAUCAAGAAACAAAUCCAGGAGGUCAAUUGGAAAAGAAAAAACAAACAGACUGCUUCAGGACCAGAACUCGGAAGAUUGCAAGAAAGCUGGGCUGGUUUGGUGUCCAAGAACUACGAGAUAGAGAGGGCAUGUCUUGAGCUGGAAUAUGAUACCAACAAACUCAAACACCAGGUGGAUUCCUUGAAACCCAGUACUGACACACAAUAUGGACAAGCUAAUCGCCAAAACGAUGAUGUUGAUAUGGAGGAAAGUGAUGAGGAUGAUGACGACGAUGACGAUGAGUAUGCUGCUUCGAGAUGAUACUGUGGAAGGGAUUCUUCCAAUCUUUUGAAAUAUUUCAGUGUCAUUGGACUUUUUGGAGAAUGACAGAAGUAGCUAUUUAUUCCCUCCGUUGGAAACAGAUAUUCUGAGUGUUUAUGAGGAUAGAUGUAAAAAGUUUAUUUUGACUUUUAAAGAUGAAAUUUAAUUCUGGCUGGAAAUGGAAUAAUGGAUGACACUGUCUCAAAGGGAUUGAGAAAGGCUGUUUGUAAUACACCUAUGAAUUGGGUCUUACUAUGAGGCAAUGGUAUCACCAAAACGAUAUAUACAUGUAUUGACUCAAUUCUUGUGAAGAUCACAUUCACUGCACUGCACUCAGAUAAGCAUGUAUGGGACUAAACCAAUAUUGUUGGCCAGACACUUUCAGCAUCAUUCUAUUAUAUUUUGAAAUAUUAAGGCAAUUAAAAAGCAAUCCAUAACAGUUGAUUAUUAUCACAUCAUUCGUCUUUAUCAUGAAAAUAAUUGGAUUGCUCACAAGGAUUACUGGGUGUUCCAUCUUUCCAAUAAUUUUUGUUUAUCUUUAACCUUUUCUAGAUGGGUUUUUUUUUU
Lytechinus variegatus (green sea urchin) is the source of this 1405-nucleotide messenger RNA. Its product is annotated as pre-mRNA-splicing factor SPF27-like. The transcript is spliced from 6 exons. NCBI's taxonomy places the organism in Eukaryota, Metazoa, Echinodermata, Echinoidea, Temnopleuroida, Toxopneustidae. Gene Ontology annotation, biological process: mRNA processing. The record is from RefSeq and is a predicted model, not a curated record. Bases 92 to 838 code for a protein of 248 amino acids. Gene Ontology annotation, cellular component: catalytic step 2 spliceosome; precatalytic spliceosome; Prp19 complex.